This is a messenger RNA of Parasteatoda tepidariorum (common house spider), 4617 nucleotides long. RefSeq lists its product as uncharacterized. Lineage: Eukaryota; Metazoa; Arthropoda; Arachnida; Araneae; Theridiidae. The record is from RefSeq and is a predicted model, not a curated record.
UGGGUAGAGAGUUCCGUUUUACGCCACCUGUGGCCACCUUAGUGCGACGAAAAUUAAAUAGAACUGAAGUUUGUCAGAACUUGUUGAAAUUUAUUAAUUAUAUGCUAAAAUGAUAAACUUAAAUAUGAUAUUUUAUUUAUAUUUUAACUUUAACUCUCAUAACAUGGCAAAUAAAUUGAUUUCUUUAAUCAAUAUAAUUUACGUCAUAUCCUGUUUGUGAAAUCUCACACCAUCUUUUUGAUUCCUUCGCGUUAAAAUCGUUCAAAAUUUCAAGAUGUAUGAAUUCUCUCCUCCGAGAUAGAUUUUCAAGGUUUGACAAAAGUUUAUUACGAUUUAUUUGUUUACAAAUGUGAAAUUACUUGUUCGACAGCACAGGAUAAUAUGUUGUGAAGGUGGCGCAUUAGGCCACAAGUUAAGGUUCCAUCCCUGCUGGUCAAGUGCCUUUCAAUUGCAGUCUCCCUACUGGACCAUCCCAGGAUGUUUCUUUCCUUUAUUAUUUGUUUUUUUCAGGAAUCUUACAAAAUAUUAUUAUUUUGAAGUAAACUGUAGCUCAAUGGAAAUAGAUUCUGCUCUUCAUGAGCUCUACCAACUUAACGGAUUGUCAAAUAACUCACUGGACAAUGUUGAUGAGAAAAUUAAGAAAAAAUGUUCUUCAGACUUAAAAGAUCCUUGUGAAACCACUUCAUCUUCUUCUACCAUGGAACUUGAUUCAGCUCUUCAUAAGUUAGGAAUGCUCAGCAGCGUGACAGGUAGUCGGAUCAACUACCUGGAAGAAAAGGCAAAAAAGAAACGUUCCAGUCAUUCCUUUUCUUCUGCUCCUCUCUGUGUUGUACAAAUGAAUCCAAACUUUAUAAAAAAAUUUUCUCUAUCUAAAAAAUCUAGUGCUAGUGCAGAAAGCGAAUCUGAUGAUGAAUCUUACCCACAAGCAAGCUUCAGCUCUUUCACAUCCCAUCCUAGCAAGUUGCAUCGCCGCCUACGUCGGUCUCAAAAUAUGCCUUACUUCAAGCAAGCGCGCUUAAAAAGUAGCAUUCCCGUAGGCACUGUUUUCGUCUUACCUCCCGAAACAGCUAGUCCACCUUCAGUGUCGAGGCAAGACAGUGGCAACAAGUCUAAUCCGAGUAGCCCAGUCAAAAGCCAAAGUUCACUGACCAGUCAAGGAAGCUCAAUAACACGCUCACGUUCCUUAGAUGAUUUGGAAAUAAUAGAUUGUCCUCCCGAUUGCUGUUGUCCAUAUACUGCUGUUAGAACUGAUAUAGAUACUGUUUCUCAAUCAAUAAGCCAACUGCAUGUUAGUUGAAGUAUGUGGCUCAUAAUUUCUCCCAGUGAUAUGCUAUAAUUAUUAUAACUAUGCUUUUCUGAAACUAGAACCUUAAAGUGCUCUCGUUAUUGUGAUCAAAAUUAUCAGAGGAUUUGAUGAAUUGUACAGUAUGUGGAAAAGCACAAUUAUCCAUACAGUUAUUAUGUGUAUAUAAAUAUAUGCAUAGAUAUAUAUUUUCCUUUUUUUUAAUGUAAAUGCAAGGUAACUGUAAAGCAGUAUUUAAAGUCAUUAAUUGAAAAAAAAUAUGGUCAAUAAGUUAAUGCAAGGUUGACAAGUUUCUGCCGAGGUGGUUAAAACCAUUGGUAGAAACCGGUUAAAACUGGCAUGGCAGAAACUCUUUUUUGCCACAUUUGUGGCAGAAAUUCAGAAAAUGACAUAAAAGUAAGUAGUGAGAUUGACAUACAAUGGAUAUUUCAUAGAAAAAACAAUUAAAUGUUAAACAAAGUACAAUUUAUUUACAAAAUUAUCACCAUUCAAAAUCAAAUAUUACAGUGUUUGCACUCUGCAGUAAUCUAUAACAAAAAACAAGUUUUGAUGCAGUUUCUAAACCUAAACAAUUUCUGAAUUUGCUAUGCACGAACAAGAAAUUUGAGAAAAUUCUCGCAAGUUCAGCAGAACUAGCAGGCAUUGCCUUUAAGAAACAAGCAAGAUUUGUGAAACUUUCCUCUAUUGCAUAUUUUUUAAAACUGGACCACCAUGCCGAUUUGUUUUGCAAUGCUAUGACAAUAAUAUUUACAAACUAUGAAUUAAAAAGUUUGUGACAGUUACAUGGAGUUACAUUUUUCAGUUUACUUAAACAAAAUGUCAUUAAGCAAUUACUAAAACUAAUAUAGAAGUUUUUUUAGUUUCUGCCAGUUUUUACCGGCUAUAACCAGUUUCUGCCACUGGCCUGGCAAAAACCAGUUUCUGCCGGCAAAAAGCUAGCCCUGAGUUAAUUUGCAUCAAUUUAUAUAAAUUCCUGUUUUAGUCAAUAUUAUUUAAUGGUAAUUUAUCUUAACUGUAAUAUUUUUGAUUUUUUUCAAGAUAAAUUGUUCAAAAAAAGUCAUUUUUUUCUUUUGUUGGCACUUGUCUGUUAACUGAGGGCAAGUAAAUUCAACAAUUUUUAUUUUAUUAUUUUUUUUUUUAAACCUAAAAUAAAAUGGAUGUUCCUCCUAAACAACACUAAAGAAAAUUGGUGAUUUUUUUUAGUGCAAGGCUGAUGUGAAGUUCUUUUUUUGUUUUGUUUGGACAAAUAUAUUUAAUUGUUAAAAAGGCUUGAAAAUAAUCUAAACAAAAUUUAGCAAUAUUGUUUUCUUACAAGUAUAAGUUAAAUAUGCUUACUAUUGUGAUUUGUGUCCAACUUAAAAAACUGAUUUUAUUUUAUUCAACCUAUGUCUUUUAAUUAUAUUUUUAUAAAAUUUUGAAUGAUUGUCACCCAUUUUUUUAUUUUGAAAUCUUGUUUAAGUAGUUAAAUUUAAAAAUUUAGCAUUAUUUUUCAAAUAAAUUUCUGAAAAAACUUUUAUUUACUUUACAUUAAUUUUAGAAAUCUUGAAGUGGUACUUUAAACCAAUGCUUUAUCUAGUGUACGAAUUUCAAUACAUUCAUUUUUUCUAAAUUGGUACUUAUUUUUAUUAAAAUUGUUAGAAGUGAGUGAUUCUGGUUUUAUUACAAAAUAUUAAAUUAGAUUUUACAAGUGUUUGUUUUCUGGAUAUAGAAGUACUUAAAAUGAAAUUUUUUUGUUUAAGUAUAUGUGUAGCUUAUUCGAUUGUAUUGAUAUAUUUAUUAUUUGCGAAUUGUUCAUAUUUCUUAAAAUGUAUUUCAAAACAAAUGUAUUGUUUUAAUUUAAAAAAUAUUUUUGGUCUACCAUGCUUCUAAUAGUAAAAUAAUGUCUGGGAAUUUCAGAAUGUAUCAAGUUAUUCAUAAAUAAAUCAAAAGUAAUGUUUGUUACAAUAUUUACAAUUUGGUGUAAUUGAUGUAACAAUAUUAAAACUUGUACAAAUUUAUGUAUUUGCAAAGUAUCUGUUUCAGCAUUUUAUUUAAUAUAGCUUCAUUUGUACUUCAUAGAAGAUAUGACUUAUUUAUUUUUAAAUAGACAAAAACAGGGAACAUUUAUUAAUUCAGCUGGUAUUAUUUCAAUUUUCUUUACUGAAAACUAUUGGAUUCAGAAUAAAUACAACUAAAAUUUGAGGAUCUUAAACAAAGUCCAAAAUAUUUUUUAAGAUAUUAAGAAGAAAAAAAAAUUUAAUUUCUGAUAAAAAUAUUUCUUACAAUAGAAAUUUUCAUUUUAUAAUUAAAAAAAAGACAGUUUUUUAAUUUCUGUUUUAACAUUUUUAGUUUUAAUAGUAUUACAUUAUAGGGGAGAUUCUGGAAUAUUUAUUCUCCAUAUUUAACACAUGUUUAUAAUUUAGUUGACUCUUUUUCAUAUUUCUGUACUUGAAACUAUUGAAUUAAAAGUAAAACAAUAGAAAUGUAAUCAAAUUCAGUGUUUUAAACUAUGUAAAUCCUCUUCAAAACAAUAUUGGCUAAAGUUUUCUUCUUGUCAAUAUUAAAAAAAUAAUUUUUAUUUAAGAAAAAAAAAAUCAAAAUGCUGUUAAUGUUGUUUUUCUAUUACUGGAAACUAUUGGAUUCAUAAAAGAGUAAUUUAACCAAGUUUGGAAGAUAUAAGUGUAAGUACAACAUAUUUAUGUCAUUUUAAAACAGUAGUAGGAAAGUAGGAAUUUUGACUGAAAAAUGAUUCAAAACUUUCUUCAUAAUUAUUAAGAAAAAACUAUUAAUUUCAAAAAAGCUAUAUCUAUUUACUAAAACCUACUUUUUACAUUUUUUACAGAGAAAGAUGUAGAAUUUCUGUGAUUCAUUUUGUGUCAUGGCGAACAUUUUUUCCCUGUUAAAAUAAAUAUAUAUAUUUUUUGAAAAAAAAAGAAAGAUUAGAUGUGUUGCAUUUGGUGAUGAGUUUCUUUUAUUAUUUUGGAAAACUUAAGGUGGUAAGUUUCUCCUUAUGUUCAAUAUAUAUAUUGAAGCUUUUUUCUUUUGUUGUAGUUAGUGUGUACAUAUUUCUGAAUGUUUGUCUUGUACUAGUCCUCAUGAAUGUAUAAUGAAAAAUGCAUUUUCAUUUUUCAUUAAUUGAAUGAUACCUUGUUUUGUGUUUUUGAUUUAAUAUCAUGGUUUUGAACUCUAUUGGUGUAAACUUAUACAUUUCUGAUAAGUUUUUGUUUCUUUUUUGUUGUAUCUUAAAAGUUAACUGAGUUACAUGUGAUUUAUGUUUCUCAUUGUUAAACAUUUUCUGCUAUAAACAUUUACAUUAAAAUUGGAGAAAAAAAGUC